UCAGAUUAUAAUGUCAAUUGUAAUACUGAUAAAAAAAAUUCUAACUUAAAUUCGGGUAAUGUUGCAGGAACACCGGUUACUCCUGGUGUAGCACCGGCUAAUCCUGAUAUAGCACCGGUUACUCCUAGUGUAGCACCGAUAGGUGCACAUGUAAACAGUAAACUGCAACUAAGCGCUGAUGAUCUCAAGUUUCUGGAAGAUCUAUACAAAGACAAAGAUAGUAAGUCAAAGGUGAUUAAAAUGAUGGAGAGAUUUGUGGAAAAAGUUCACAAUUAUUUUACUAAAUGGUACGACCGGUUGGCUAAAUAUAUGAAAAACUCUAGAAUUUUGAAAGCCUUUAUCCGAAGUAAAACCAAUGUCAACGAAACCGUUACUGAUAUUAACAAUGCAAUGGAAAGAAACAAAUUGAAUGAUUUCUUAGAUAAAUGGUUUAAAGACCAACAAAAACAAACUGACAAACAAAUUGUUACAAUGGAUAAUACGGGUAAAAUUGAACAGUUGUCUAAGGAAAGCCUACUUAAAGAUAUGAUCAAUGAAUUGAGAAAACAGUCAAUGGAUGAUAAAAUUAAAAAUAAUAAUAAUACCAAUAGUAAUAAUAAUAAUGCCACACAUAAAUAUGUUUUCUUUGUUAACAUAGUUUUGUCAUCGCUAGACAGGGGAAACAGUUUUAUUUUGUCGGAUAUUAUACAAAAUAUUAGACAAAACGCUACACAACACGGAAACAACAACACUAUCAGUCAAUCGGGUAAUCCGUUAAUAGACACAGAGUUUCAACUACUGGAUUGGCUAAACCCGGGCUCACCGCUUGUGAACACAUUGAAAAACUUGACCGGUUUUGUUAGCAAACCUAACCGACCGCCACAUAAACCGCUGGUCAAUAACCAGACUAACAGUGUGCCAAUAAUAAGUGAGACAACCGACAAACCGGAUAUCGGUUCUCAAUCUAACUAUCCAUAUGUGGCACCGCAAGACAACUAUAACAGUCAAUACAAUAACUAUAAUAAUUUUAUCUCUCAAACCCAGAAUAGGCCACCGCAUAGAAAACCAUACGAUGGUGUAUAUCAUGGACCUAAUGCCGUGAUUAGUAAACCCGGGUAUCCUCUGUUGAACUCAAAUUUGGGUUCACAAAGCUAUACAUUUCAAACAAAACCAACAGUUAGUAUACUGGUUAGGCCUACAAAUAAUAAUAAUAAUCAUAAUAAUAAUCAUAACAAUAAUCAUCAGUCCAACUAUCCUGGUUUUUAUCCUCGAGUCGAUGUCCAAUAA
This is a messenger RNA of Oppia nitens, 1266 nucleotides long. RefSeq lists its product as uncharacterized. The coding region runs from base 241 to 1266 and encodes 341 amino acids. NCBI's taxonomy places the organism in Eukaryota, Metazoa, Arthropoda, Arachnida, Sarcoptiformes, Oppiidae. The record is from RefSeq and is a predicted model, not a curated record. The transcript is spliced from 4 exons.